UUCACUUUGCAGAACCGGAGGUUGCCGCCUGUUCUCUACCACAUCUACCGGCAUCACAACAGGAAGUCAGUGGCACCAAUCACCAAGCUGGAUUUGCGUGGUUGACGUGUUUCUGGCGAUGCGUCUCGGUGGGAUCAGGGCUUAAAAGUAGUGGGUUUAUGUAAAUGUAAAACUUAAACUAAGACCAGUUCUCUCUUUACUUGUGGCGGUUUCUUUUAGCUCUCUCAACAAACCGUUUGGCAGCGGGAUAGUGACUCCUUCAGGAAUCCUCUUGAAUAGUCAGAUCCUGGAUUUCUCCUGGCCUAACAAAACACAGGACUCAUCACCUAACCCGCAUAACAGCCUCCAGCCUGGGAAGAGGCCCAUGUCCUUCCUGAUGCCCACAGCAGUGAGGCCCGCCCUGGGGCUGUGUGGCACUUAUGUAGCCGUUGGAUCUUCUAAUGGAGAGAAAGCUCUCAGUGGCAUCACACAGGUGCUGAUGAACGUUCUGUCUUCGCGUAAGAACAUGAGUGACAGCUUGGCAUAUGGGAGACUCCACCCUCACCUGCAGCCCAACACCCUCCUGGUGGACUCCGAGUUUGAAGACGAAGACGUGGAGCUGCUGCAGGCCAAGGGUCAUAAGGUGGAGAGGAGAGAUGUUCUCUCAUUGGUGGAGGGCACCCGGAGAACCAAUGACCUCAUCAUAGGGGUGAAAGACCCCCGCAGUGCCGAUGCCUCCGCCCUCACCAUGUCCAACAUGCCCUCCUGCCCCCCCCCCCCCCCCCCCCCCCCCCACCCUCCUCUAUUGCCCCAUAAUCACACAUAAUGAAGUAGAGGUAAGAGUAACACUGUCGACAUGUAGGAGUCUGAUCCUCCGGUAGAUUAUUUUAGCUGACGACAGAGGAUCAGCGUCUCACACAGCGAUGCCGUCACACAACACACUCCGUAGUGUUUCAAAGUGUUCGUUCAUCGCUUAACGGCUUCAGUCAACAUCUUUAUCACGCAGAGCAGAACUUCAUGAAGUCAGAUCCAACGGCACUUCAGGCCCACUUAAAAGAAAGAGAUGCUCUCUCUCUCUGUCUCUCUCUCUCUCUCUCUGUCUCUCUCAUUCUGUCUCUCUCUCUCGAUACACUCGAGAGGUUUAGAGUGGAUUCACCCAGUGGAUGUGAGAGAUGCUGGUUUUUGGCUGUUGUGAUAGUGAGACGAGUGUUGUUUUUAUGAUUAUAGGAUCAAAUGAAAUUUAACGAUGAAGAAAUUGUUUCUUUGCACAAAAUGGAUAAAAACGGUAAUGAAGCCACACUACUUACAACACGUGCAUGCUUUGCGAUUCUUCCACUGCCUUUCACCAUCAUUUGAAGUGACACGUGAGAUCACAUGGGAUGGUGGCGGUGAUAAUAUUUACACUAGUGAUUCAAGCCUUUGCAUUGUCACACCUGAACUAAACCAUUCUGUGUCCUGCUCUUUAUGUGGCAUGUAACUGUGAUUAGAUGUUGUUUGGUGCAGCUGCUGGAGUUUUAACCCAUCAAUCCAAUGGCUCCUCGGGACCAUGUUCAGAAUCAGCCACUGAUUUUUCUUAAACGACAGAAUUUGUUACAUUUUCACAGGUUAAAUGGCACUGAAUAUGUGUAUUUUAAUAUAUAAUUUAUGUAGCUGUUGCAUGAUUUUGUUCUCAUUUUAAAGUACUCGCUUACAUUUGUAUUUUUUUAUUUAGAGCAGGGAUACUUGUUUUUAGAACAGGAAUAAAUCGGAUUAUUUACUGAUGGAUUGAAUGUAAUCUGUCUUGUUUUUAUAUGAACAUUUGUUGGGCUGUAUAAAUUAUUUCUUCUAUUUUUAACAAUGCAGCAUUUUAGACAAUGCUGUCAUGUUUUUUUCUGUCCACUUAUUUUAGGCAGUAUGUUUGAAGUAAGAACAGCCUUUUGUAAAGCAUUGCAUUCUUCCGGUAUGGCUCAUGCUGACUGAUCAAUUGAGCCUGUUGUUUGGGCACUUGUGCAAUAUGACGCUUGUUUCCUGUACCGUAGAGAACCAGAGCCUUAAGGGACACAUUGGCACACCUGAUGUUUGUUUUCACGUGCAUUUGUAUCUGAUUUUAAUUUUAAAAAAUCAGCACCAUCCAAACUCAAGAAAUAAAAUGUUUGCACACAUCCCAAUGUU
Anarrhichthys ocellatus (wolf-eel) is the source of this 2130-nucleotide messenger RNA. RefSeq names its product gamma-glutamyltransferase 7 (gene ggt7). Bases 365 to 805 code for a protein of 146 amino acids. The record is from RefSeq and is a predicted model, not a curated record. Gene Ontology annotation, cellular component: plasma membrane. Gene Ontology annotation, biological process: glutathione catabolic process. NCBI's taxonomy places the organism in Eukaryota, Metazoa, Chordata, Actinopteri, Perciformes, Anarhichadidae. The transcript is spliced from 4 exons. Gene Ontology annotation, molecular function: glutathione gamma-glutamate hydrolase.